Mangifera indica (mango) is the source of this 2212-nucleotide messenger RNA. Its product is annotated as protein PHR1-LIKE 1. The transcript has 9 exons. Bases 544 to 1944 code for a protein of 466 amino acids. Gene Ontology annotation, molecular function: DNA binding; DNA-binding transcription factor activity. The record is from RefSeq and is a predicted model, not a curated record. Lineage: Eukaryota; Viridiplantae; Streptophyta; Magnoliopsida; Sapindales; Anacardiaceae.
GCAGUAACAGAAGCAACCAAUUGUACUUGGCUCUACGUACUUGUUUACUUACAAAAGCAGCCAUUUUUCCUCAUCUCCUAGACUCCUUCCACAUUUCAAUCUAAUUCCUUCCCACAUCACCACCGUCCAUAAAAUCACCAAACUUCUUCACAGAAACCAAACGGCUGAGAAUAAGCAGGUUACAGUCAUUACAUGCACGUUAAGUUUGGUGACGAUUAAUAGAGAAAUAAAUGAAGCCAAAUACGAAUUCCCCUCUUUAAAGGCUGUGACGUCACAUCGUAGUCGAAAUCAGGAACACAAAAGCCGUAUUGUUCAUCGAGAGUAUUUUUGUCUGUCUGCGUUUCAGCGCCAACACAUCGGGUUUCUAUCCAACCGUUUCAAUCUUGAUUUUAACGUAGUUUAGAGUUCCAUAUAUGUGCUUUACUGUGACUGUAGCCAUCUGAAUUAGCAACAAUGAGUUUGAGAAACUGUAUUUGACAAUUGUGUGCACGACACGUAGGACCAGGUGCAAAUUAGCCAAGUGAUUUGGAGGGUUUUGAUACUAUGUCUUCAUCUUUUCCUGUUCUUCCUACUCAUACUGGAGAGAAGUAUCCCAAAUUGCCCAACUCUUGUCAAAUUUCCUCAGAGAAAGAACAUAUGACUAAUCCCAUAUUCCCACAGCCAUCUCCUUCAGCUCACAACUGUGCAACUGCUGGGCACUCAUUUUCACCGUCUUCCAGAAUUCCUAAUGAUAUGCUUGUUUCUUCUGUUUCACCCAAUGAAAGGAAUUCCCAAAAUUUUCCUUUCAUUUCUCAAUUGUCAACAGGGCGAACAACAUUGCCACCAGCCUAUUUUCCUCCUUCAGAAUCACAAUCUACAGCAUCGAUUGAUAUCCCUACGGAUAAUAAGGAUGUCUCAUGGUGUAUAGAUCCACUUCCAGAUUUUCUUCAUUUUCCUGAAAAUGCCGCUAUACAAACUGGACUGGUGGAAAGCAAUACUCGUAAUAUGGAAUCUGAGGAUCAUGAUAAGAGUGCCGAGUGGGAGGAGUGGGCUGAUCAAUUGAUCUCUGUUGAGGAUGGUCUGGACCCUAAUUGGAGCGAAAUUCUUGCCAAUGUUGAUGCUGCCGAGGCAAGACUGAAGGUGCUGAAACCAUCUACAAAUCUCUCGGUGAAACAAUCCCAAAUCCAUCAGCAUCAGCCUGUGUCAAGUGAAGAAUUUCACACUGUUGCUAAUCCAUUAUCUGCAGCACCCCAAACCAAAUCCAGAAUGCGAUGGACUCCAGAACUUCAUGAGGCUUUCAUAGAGGCUGUUAAUCAGCUGGGGGGAAGUGAACGAGCGACUCCAAAGGGCGUUUUAAAGGUCAUGAAUGUUGAAGGCCUGACAAUCUAUCAUGUUAAAAGCCACCUGCAGAAAUAUAGAACAGCAAGACACAAGCCAGAGUCUUCAGAAGAAACAUCAGAGAAGAAAUCGACCCCUACUGAAGAGAUGAAGUCAUUGGAUUUGAAAACGACGAUGAGCAUCACCGAAGCAUUGCGAUUGCAGAUGGAAGUUCAGAAGCGGCUCCAUGAACAGCUUGAGAUUCAGAGAAAUUUGCAAUUGCGAAUUGAAGAACAGGGGAGGUAUCUUCAACAGAUGUUUGAGCAACAAAGAAAAAUGGAAAAUGACAAGUCCAAUGCCUCUUUAUCAAACCAUAUCGAUCCUUCCUCUCCAUCAGAGAAAUCAAAGCAGCAAUCACCCAAAAAUGAAAAACCAGAAGCUGCGGAGCUUGAUCUGACCCAAACAGGAACAAAUACUGGUAAUGUAAACGCUACAUUUGUUGAAAGUCCCCAGAAUUCAAGCAAGAAGCAGAAGUCCCCAGAAACCGAUGCUGUUGACCUGGAUGAUGAUGAAUCAAGUCACACUAACACAAAACGAGCAAGAAUGAACGACACAGCAGAAUGUUCAGUGAAAUCUGCAUCUGACUGAUCACCCUGUAGACUUGACAUUGGUUGGUCUAUAUUUCUCAUUUAGACAUAAGAUUAUUCAAUUUAGGAGUUUUUAACAGUCAGGCUUUACUAUUUCAUAUUAACAAAGACAGGAAGACUCAGAUUUCAAUGUUAUGUUGAAUGUGGGAUUGAAUUUGCACUGAAAGCUGACAGUAGAAUUUGUAACUUUUGUGUCUCUUCUUCCUAGAAUAAUGGUUCACGUAAGGUGACUGUUUAUAUGUAUAGAGAUACAACUAAUUUGAACCUCA